AUGUCCGCUUCACCAUUUGGUCGUUUCGCCGUUUUGCCCUCCGAAAUACGCUUGCUCAUCUGGGAGGAGCUUGUUAAAGGGGGAUACCUUGCGAUUCUUCGAACUAGUCAGGCAAUUUACCACGAUAUAGCCGACCGUCUUUACGACACAUUUGAUAUCCAUCUUACCACACUUCUAGAAGAUCCGUGGAUCGAAAUUCGCUGCAAACGACUACGCGCCAGCUGGGUGAUCGGAAGACAAGAUUUUCUCAAAUUUAGUGAUCUGGCAAGGGUACCAUAUGACAAGGUGAAACUUGUUGUUCACAUAUAUGCGCCUGAUCCUGACGAUUGCGGCCAAUUCAUCUUGCUCUGGGAGAAGAUAUCAAGACUCACCCGAAUGCUGUGCCACGCAGACGACUCAAGAAAUUACAACAUAUAUUGGCGUAGGCUGGGUUACGAACCAUUACGUCACUGCGAGCCUAGCCCCGAAACUUUCAUAUCUAUGGUGAUUCGUCUACGCAAGCAUAAUGGUGUUGACUGGGUCAAUGACGGCCAGGUCACUUCGACCUUCUGCACCGAAGGUCUUGGAUACGACUUCAACGAAGUCUUAUUGCCAUUUUGUCGUCUAUCCCGUGUUAGAAGGUUUCGUGUCAUUCCGGACACAGAAGAAAUGACUGAAGCAGCUGACUGGGGGUUUGUCAACUAUGCAAGUGCGUUCAUCAUGUCAGAAGGGUUUGUCACUUCCAACGACACGUUCUACAGUGAUGACCCCGAAUACAGGGAUAUAGCCCGUACUUUCGAUAGUAUAGCGGGCUUGGUGGGCGGCAGAGACGACUUUAUCCUUGCCUUGGAGGCAGUUUAUCUGCCUCACAUUUCCGGGCGUACUGCAGCACUCAUGCGCCGUGAGCAUUACACUUUACUUCUUGACAUGAUGGUCUGGAGGAAGCCAAUACCAGAGAAGCACUACACACGAUGA
Aspergillus welwitschiae is the source of this 954-nucleotide messenger RNA. RefSeq lists its product as uncharacterized. Lineage: Eukaryota; Fungi; Ascomycota; Eurotiomycetes; Eurotiales; Aspergillaceae. Bases 1 to 954 code for a protein of 317 amino acids. The record is from RefSeq and is a predicted model, not a curated record. The transcript has a single exon.